Molecule: messenger RNA, 2971 nt
Organism: Pygocentrus nattereri (red-bellied piranha)
Lineage: Eukaryota; Metazoa; Chordata; Actinopteri; Characiformes; Serrasalmidae
Product: zinc finger and SCAN domain-containing protein 10-like
Exons: 4
Coding region: 384-1385 (333 amino acids)
Cellular component (GO): nucleus
Source: RefSeq, a predicted model, not a curated record
CAGGCUGCUCUGGACUGUCCCAACAAUGUAAACAAGGUGUUUAACGAAAAGCGUCUUAACUCGAAUGUACGCUGUCUUUCAGGGUUAAAAUCGUUUUAAUCAUCCCGACGGCGUCCUGACCCGCACGAGUGGACCCCCUGGUGGAUCGUCCGACUAGGAUAAGAGGAGCCCCAGCUCUCGCUGGCAUCCCCUAAAGGACGCACAUCAAAGGAAAAGCAGGAUGCUAAUAUUUGCCUGGCGAAUUUUGUUCAAGCCCUGGGUCCCAGCGGGCCAAAGAGGGAUCAGUUGAAUCUAGAGAAUCUCUGUUCUUCAAACACAGGACUGGAUCCCACCUGCGGAAGGAUACGGAACUCACUGGUGAACGACAGGACAAGAAUGACAAUAUGGCGAUGAGUUGCUUGGCACAUAUCAAGAAGGAAGAGGACGCUAUAUUCCUUCAGCCUGUUAAAGAAGAGCAUGUGGAAUCAGAACUGUGUCCUUCCUUUAUAGACUUCAUCUUUAAGCAGGAAGAGGAGUUGGAUGUCAAGCCUGAUGUAGUAAAGGAAGAGUUUUUCAACUUAACAGCCAAAAAAGAGGAACCUUCAGAACUUAUAGUUACACCUCUCCCGGAGUUCACCAGUCAGAUUCCAGAAACAGAGAAUUUGAAUCAUGUUUCUUCCGUUGAGUGCAUCCGAGAUGGUUUGCCCACACAGAGGAUGCCGCUUCGACAGAGAAGCAGGAGGAAAAAAAAUUUGCUUAAUCCUUCAAUAACAUCAUCUCCCUGCCAGUCUGAAUCAGAAGAAGAUGAUACAAGUGAUCCAAACUGGAGACCACACAAGGUUCAAGCCUCCGAUAUGCACGUCUUAAGGAGACCUCGUUUCCAGACCAGAAAUUCCAAUGAUGCUAAAGCAGUCAAGAAAAAGCCUGAUGCACGCUCUCCAUAUAUACCCACAGGCUCAGAUAUGAAGCAAAACCGAGAGAAGAAAGCUAAGCAGAGCACACCUACAGAAAAAUCGAGUAAUCCACGCAAGCAUGCAUGUGAAACUUGCGGUAAGGCUUUCCUCUCCAAACGGGACCUGAAACGCCAUGAGCACACCCACACAGGAGCCAAGCCAUUCACCUGCAGCGUAUGUGAGCGCAAAUUCAACGACCACGGGAACAUGCGCAAGCACAUGGUAGUUCAUACUGGGGCCCAGCCCUACAGCUGUAGCCUCUGUGGAAGGGCCUUUUCAGAAAAUGGGAACCUCCGGCGCCACAAGUUUUACGUUCAUAAGAUCAGAGGUAAAGACCACCGCCAGUGGGAGCCUCUCUGGCACCAGUGCGUGGCCUGCCGCCGGACAUUCAAAUACCAAAAAAGCCUAAGCCGGCACAUGAGGUUGUGGUGUCAUAGAAAGGAGGACAGAUGAAGACAAAAAGAUAUGGAGAGCGAAGGGAACGCAAAACAAGUGGAGAACAAUGAGUGCUGAAAUUUGUGGCGAUCACAAAAGAUACCAUACAUGCUAAUGUUAACAGUGAAAGGAAGCUAUAAGCCAACUGUCAGCAUAAUGUCAUUCUCAGAAGGCUGUUUACUUUUGUUAAUUAUUUAGCAACGUGAGCUUUAUUGAAUGAACCAUUCCUCUACCUGUUCUGCUGGAGCAUCACCAACUUACAAUGACCACUUCAUUAGCUACACCUAAUUUGAUGAAUGGGCGAAAGAAAGGCUAACAAUAAUCAAGAGCACUACCGGAACAAAGCAGAGCAGGUAUUAUUUGGUUGGUGGAUCAUUCUCAGCAUUGCAGUGACACUGUGGUGGUAGUGUGUGUUGCACUGGUAUAAUGUAUCAGAUCCAGCAGUGCUGAUUGAGUUUUCAAACACUGUCCACUCUAUCAGACACUCUUACCAUGUUGGUCCACCUUGUAGAUGUGAAGUUAGAGACAGUAGAACAUCUUUUGCUGCACAGUUUGCAUUAGUCAUCCUCUAGACCUUCAUCAGUGGGCGUUAUCUGACCACAGGAUGCUGUUGGCUGGAUGCAUUUUGGUUGAUGGGCCGUUCCCAGUCCAGCAGUGACACUGAGGGGUCCAUUGAUGAACAAUAUCAAGAAAGACUAACAAAUUAUGCAAAUAUGAAGCAGAAGGCUAUGAUCUGAUUGUGAAGUGACAGAUUGCACCUGUUUGGUCUGUGAAGCUGACAGAGUGGCCAUUCCACUUUACAAUUCUGAUGUUUUAAACUGCAGAUCUACACUGCAGUAAUUGUCAAAUGUUUGGACCUGAUUGCAUGUAUGGUCUUCAUAGUACUGGCCAUAAACCUCUACUUGAGCUGGAUGAGUUCUAGCGGAGGAGGUUACCCACUUCAUACAGGAUGUAUGUGUGUCAUGAGCGUCUUUGUAAUUUUCCUCAAGUUACUUCAGAUAGCCUGGAUCGCAACAGCAUUGCCUCGAUGUUCACUUCAGAGUUAAGACUAGAAUUAAUUGCAUCCAAACAAGCCACCAAUACAGACUGUAGAACAGCAUCAGGUUAGUAAAGUGGGCUCAUUUAACUCAACAAAUAUCACCCAACUUAAAAGUGCUCUGCAUUGUGACUUACGUAUGUGUUUACGUAUAUUACGGUAGUCCUGUUUGAAUAUGAGGACAAUGAAAAUCCACCAAGAGCUCCAUUUUGCAGGAAGUUCAUCUUCUGAUGAUCUUCUGAUGAACCUACUUUUUUGGUCACCAAUAAACAGCAGUGCUGAUGGCUUUUACUAGAAUUUGUUAUUACUCAGCAGACUUGUGAAAAUUAUGGACAUGGCAGAUGGGUAGUGGAUUAAACUCACACAUCCUUAGUAAUCACUCAGAUUACAGCACCUUCCCAGGUAAAACUAAUCCAGCUCCAGCCAGGCUUAAGGCUAGUCCUUAUCUCCAAAAUAGUAACUUUACAGGAGUAGGAAAAAAACUUGCAGUACUUUUAAUGCAAGUCAAUGGAAUCAGACUUUUUCCAAGCCAUUUUGGGCUGUUUCUUUUGGUGCAUUCCUUAUGACA